Trichoderma harzianum CBS 226.95 is the source of this 825-nucleotide messenger RNA. RefSeq lists its product as hypothetical. The coding region runs from base 178 to 669 and encodes 163 amino acids. The transcript has a single exon. The record is from RefSeq and is a predicted model, not a curated record. Lineage: Eukaryota; Fungi; Ascomycota; Sordariomycetes; Hypocreales; Hypocreaceae.
ACAGCGCCAUCUGCUCCAAAACUCCACCAAGAAAAAGGAAGAAGCGCGCGCGACGGAAAGCCGAAUAUCUCCUUUUUGUUGCAUUCCAUCUUUUUUGCCUUGGUAAAACCACAAAUUCCUUCGUUUUUACCGUCGAGAAAAAAACGGCCUGCAUCACUUUGCCGUGUCGGCCUUUCCAUGCUUUCCGAAGAGCCAUUUUUACGGCAGAUCACCGAUGUAGGGCUCCGUCCAAGAUACAUAACUUGGAACAUUUCAAUGCUAUCUAUUACUGUAAUUCCUGUUGAUAUCGUAUUUGAUCAAAGCUCCCGCCCCGGAAUAGAGGGAAAAGAAGUGGCAUAUAUUACCGAGUGCCGGGAAGCCCGCGCCACGCCUCUCUCUCUCUCUCUCUCUCUCUCUCUCUCUCUCUCUCUCAGCUCCAGCGCCGGAAUUACACACACAAAAUUUACCUGCCGCCGCGGCAUUUGGCGCAGUGGGGAAAAGCCCGACAGCGCGCGGUGUUUCGCUGUCUUUUGCGGUCUUCUGGGCUUUGUUCUUGGGCGAAAACGGAUUCGCGGGACGUUCCCCGUCUCCUCGUGGCCAUUUUGGAGCCGCUUCGGCGAUGAUGACAUAGUAAAGUCCGUCUUGGUUUCUUGUCUUUCUCUGCUGGUUACAGUGUUUUUGCUUGUGUAAAGCUGCUUACAUACGUGCAUUCGAACCCUUGACUUUUCGCUUUUUUUCUUCUUUUCUUUCCAGAGAUGCCGCGAGAGAUACCGAAAGCAUUGAUCCCUCUUCUUUCGUACUUGGUAUCUUGCUAAUCGCGACUCGUCGGAUUAAUAAGCCGCCAUC